UUACCUUUGUCUGUUACCCGCGUAUGUGGUAUACUGAAGUUACUGAAACAUGUACGCAUGCAAAAACGGUCGUCCGAGAGGCGGCAUGUUCAAGAGGAAAAGCUUUUAUCCACUUCAACUGUCGGAGUCAACUCACGAAGUUAUGGUGAGAAGAAAGCUAAAGACGCGUUGCGGAGUACUGUUCGUAGCUAGUAUGCUGCUUUUAGUAAUAUGGAGGUUGGACCAAAACAAUGACGGACAUUUCGAAGGCGAGCCAUUUCUAUCGGAGUUGAACAUGUUACCUUCGAGGAAGACUAUCGAAGAACUUUCACUUGCGUGUCAGAGCAAUUUAGCCCAACUGCAACACGGACUUUUAAGUCUCGGGGAACAACUUGAACGCGCUCAAGGGGAUACGAAAGUUCAAUUGAUCUCGGAUGCAGCAAACCUGACAAAGCAAGCAACCAUAGUCUGCGAGGAAUACCGGCGAAACGUGAACCGGAUAGUGACGCUUUCCUUCUGGGAAGAACAAGGACAACGGCGGAAGGAUGCAAUAGUGGAAGACACGUUGCAGAAUGUCCAAACCCUUGAGAAGUUACGCCAAACUGAACUACAGUACCAGCCCUCAAUAAGCCAAGGUCUACGCUACUGCUUAACAACACUGGAUGAUGAAUUCAAUGAAGUCACAUAUCAGACUAUCUUCAGUCGUUUGCUCGACCACCCAGGCUACACCGGAACCUGUAGUAAUGAUAAUUUUCGCGAUCGUCUACUGGUGACGUUGGGGUGGCCAAGCGAGGGUCAAUGUGGAUUCGAAAUGGUGCAAGGUGGUACAGCGGAUUUCAAAUGUUUGGUUAUCCUUCCGACUUUUGAUUCAGUGGUACGAUUCAAUCAAGAUGAGAAUGCAUUUCACUACGGUCUGGAAAACACGGUUGUCGCAGCAGGUGUGUUUUAUCCUUCCCGGUACCGGAGGCAUACUGACGUCCUCCUGGCUGCGAUGACACUGCGUGAGGUUUACGAACAGCCUACUGCUACAAGUAUACAGAUAACAAGACCCAUUUCACUCAUCGCAUCGUUUGGUCGCAGUCCACAAGUGACAGUCAUGACAUCAACAGAGAUGUUCGUUAUCGACAAACUGAGAAACAUCGCCACUGGAAGCAUGGCGAAAAAGUUCAAGAUGGUAUUUCAUGAUCCACAGCACUACCCAGUUAAAUGUUGGAGGAACGACGCGUUAAUGGACUUGGUGCAAAGUAUGCCAAUCAGUUCUCCGUGGUUUCCUUGCUCCGACGCGCCAAUGCUGUUGCAAAGGUCAAUAUUCGGUUUGGUCCUCGGAUCCUCGUUAUUCUCAGAAAUAAAGGAUGUCCAACCUGGCGACCUGUCGUUUCAAAUGCAGUUAUUACUCUGUCUGAAAUCCGGCGCAAUUCCUGUGGUCAUCGGUGAAGCUGCAUUUCCGUUUCCCAAGGCCAUCGGGGAAGCACAAUGGCAUCACGCCGUGCUUCUAUUUUCUACUGAACAGAUCGAUCAAAUGUUACUGUUUCUAACUACGAUAUCUGUGGCUAGGAUAGAAGAAAUGAGAUACCAUGGUCAAUUACUCUUGCAUAGACAUUUCGCUGACUUGCAUGCCCAUCUGUCUACAUUGAUGCUUGAGAUCGGUAAUCGAUACGGAUUGGCGCAACAUCCGGCCCCUGAGUAUUACACCAAAUUGGUCCAAAUGCCAUCUUCACACGUCACCUACCACACCCUUGAAUCAAUCCUGCAUCACGGAUACCCAGUCCCAACAGGCCCAUCAAAAUUUCCAGUUGAUGGCAUCACGGAAACAAUGGUCCAACGGGCGCUAAUUGGACCGAGUGAUAUAUGGAAAGUGGACCCCUUUCGUGCAUACCCAACGACACCAUGGCAUGUGAUCGAGAAACUGAAUGGAGCACCGGAAAUAAAAACAUAUAAACAGAAGAAUUCUUCUCCUGCGGAACAGUUCACUGCUGUCAUACUUUAUUAUGAACGGCUGGACUCCGUGAUGAAAAUACUGCUUGAAUUCUCCAAGCUAACCAUUCUACAUUCCGUUGUGGUUGUUUGGAACAAUCCAAUCCCACCGGACACAACCAUAAAUUGGCAAAAUACGUCGUUUCCAGUCAAAGUACUAUAUGGUCUAAAAAACAGUUUGAACAAUCGCUUUCUUCCACUGGAUCUCAUUCAAACGGACGCGGUGUUAUCUCUGGAUGAUGACAGUCGGUUGACAACGGAUGAAGUAAACUUCGGUUUUCGGUAUGUUGUUAUCUAUUCUUGGCAUCUUAUAGAACAACCUGCUGGUGAUGAUCUAACGUAG
Dicrocoelium dendriticum is the source of this 2296-nucleotide messenger RNA. Lineage: Eukaryota; Metazoa; Platyhelminthes; Trematoda; Plagiorchiida; Dicrocoeliidae. The record is from the annotation of a GenBank genome assembly.